This is a messenger RNA of Drosophila arizonae, 4052 nucleotides long. RefSeq names its product GRAM domain containing 1B (gene GramD1B). Gene Ontology annotation, biological process: intracellular sterol transport. NCBI's taxonomy places the organism in Eukaryota, Metazoa, Arthropoda, Insecta, Diptera, Drosophilidae. Gene Ontology annotation, molecular function: sterol binding; sterol transfer activity. The record is from RefSeq and is a predicted model, not a curated record. Gene Ontology annotation, cellular component: endoplasmic reticulum membrane; endoplasmic reticulum-plasma membrane contact site; plasma membrane.
CCACAUCAAUUUCAAUAGACGUAAAAGAAAAAAAUAAAUAAAUAGAGCAAAAAGGAAAUAAAAUCUCAAGUACCGUUUUCAAUAUGCAAAACGAAUCUCAUUGCAACAAUUUAUAACUGUGCGUGAUUUCUCAUUUGUUGUUUGUUGUUUGUUGCCCGUUGUCAUGCAUUUUGUCACACAGCAGCGGCAACAACACCACAAACAAACACAGCAGCAAAAGUCAACAACAACAACAAACCGCUUUGUGUCGCUCUGCAAAUCUUCCAGUCAAGGCGCUUUGCCCAAGUCUUUGGCCACUGCUCAAAGUCCGCUGCGGCAAUCCUCACAACAACAACAACAACAACAACCAAGGCAUAAGCGAGCCGCCAGCCUUACCUUGCACUCCAUGACUAAAGAUAUUGAUAUAAACACAACCACAACAACAACAACUGCAGCGAUAGCAACAAUAGCAGCAACGACAUCAACAACAACUGCAGCAACUGUGGCUGCAACUGCAAAUGCUGUAAGCAGCGAAGAGGCUGCUCAUGCCACAGACAUGAUUUGUGAUGCACAAGAACAGCAUCAGCAACAGCAACAAUUGCAGCUGCAGCAGCAGCAGCAGCAGCAACAGCAGCAAGUGGAAGCUGAACAGGAUGAUAAAUAUAUACAAAGUAGCAAUCAAGCUGAAAGGCGAGAUUCGAUUGGCGAUGACAUCACGGCCGCAACAACAACUACCACAGCAACUGCAGCAACAAACAGCAUCAACGGCAGCCAGCUAAGCAGCAAGCUAUUGACCAUUCAGGAGGCCGCCGGCACUCUAGAGCGCAGCAGCAUCACUCUUGCCACAGCAUUGUCUUCAGCACAAGCCACUUCCGCUCCUGUUGCCGCUGUCAUCUGUCAAGAGACACAACUCAACAGCAGCAGCAGUACCAACAACAGCAACAGCAACAAUACCAACAACAGCAACAACAGCCAUCAGAACGCAGAGCCUCCCAGUCCGCAGGCUGCAAAUACGCCUAGCAUAAGCAUAAGCCAAGCAGAGUCCAAGGAACAACAGCAGCAGCAGCAGCAGCAGCAGCAAUCGCUGCUCUCUCAGAGCCUCGACUCGAACGGGCAGCAGGCUGGCUCCUGCACGGACAGUCCGAGCAGCCGCAAGAGCUCGACCAGCUCCAAGGGCAAGUCAGCCAAGCUAUCCACAUCGAGCAGUGGACGUGAUGACGAUGCGCAGAGUAAAGUAAGCGAAUCGAAUAGCACAGAAGGCGUUCUACUACGUGGCGAUCCCACAUCGAAUGAUAAGCCUAACAAGGGCACUUCGCGACUCUCCGAACGAGCCAAGAAGAAGUCCUGGUAUAACGUCAUCUAUCCCAACUAUAAAUCUCGGGCCGAGGACUUUAAGAAACUCUUCAAAGAUGUGCCCAACGAUGAGCGACUAAUUGUGGACUAUUCGUGUGCGCUGCAGCGUGAUAUAUUGGUGCAGGGCCGUCUGUACGUGUCACAGAACUACGUUUGCUUCCACGCGAACAUCUUCAGCUGGGAGACUUAUGUGAGCAUCAAAUGGAAGGAUGUGACGGCCAUAACGAAGGAGAAAACAGCGCUGGUCAUACCGAAUGCAAUAACAAUAUCCACCGCCAAGGAGAAGUUCUUUUUCGCGACAUUCGCAUCGCGUGACAAAUCGUAUUUGAUGCUCUUUCGCGUCUGGCAGAAUACGUUGUUGAACAAGCAAUUCUCACCGCAAGAGAUCUGGCGUUAUGUGCACAAUUCGUACGGCGACGAACUGGGCCUGACCACGGACGAUGAGGACUAUAUAGAUCCCACGCUGGAUGCGGAUACGGAAACCGAUGUAGACUUCCAAACGGCCAUCGACGAUUUUGGCGGCGAUCAAAGUCUGUGCAGUCAAAGCACCAACAACUCGGGACAGCUGCAGCAGCAGCAGCAGCAGAGCGGCAACAGCAGCGCCAGCAGCGGCGGCGGCAGUGCUGCGGUGCGUAAAUCUAAAACGAAAUAUUUCUUCAACUCGAGCAAGUCGUCAAACCUGAACUCAUCGGCCAACGCCUCGGCCAGCGGCUCGGACAACAAGGCGAGCGACAAUACACGCAAAUCCAAUAAGAAAAUGAAGGCGAAUGCCAAAGAGCUGACCCUCAGCUCCGUCAAGGCGGCGGAGCAGUCGGUGGCUGUCACCGUCAGCGUGCCCAGCGGCAACAGCAGCAGCAACAGCCACGGCCACAGCAACAGCACCAGCACCAGCACUAGCACAACAACAACCACCGCAACAAGCACAGCUGCCACAGCAACAACAGCGACUGCAAACACCACAGCCAGUGGGCCAGCGAAGGCUGAGAAGGUCAGCAGCAAUGCGAGUCUGGCAACUGCUCCCGAGCUCCAGUCACAUGGCUCGGAUGCCAAGCGCAAGAUGCAAAUGAAAAACCAGAGACAACGCGACGCUGAGCUGGCGGUCAAAAACAACGAGGCGGGACCCACAGACGUGUCCGACUCCUCCGACUCUGAAGUGAACAAUGCGCCCUUUGUGCCCAGCACGGAGUGCACCUCGACGCACGAGGGCAGGCAGAUUGUGCACGCCAUAUUGCCCAUACGCGUGGAUACCCUGUUCAAUUUCCUGUUCUCAAAAUCCAAAUUCCUAACGGACUUCCAUGAGCAGCGCAAAUCCACAGAUCUGUCGCUGGGCGAGUGGCACAAGAAUGAGGAGGGCCAGAAUGUGCGUGUGGUCAAUGUGACUGUGCAGUUGGCCGCUUCCGUGGGCCCAAAGACUUCCAAGGUCACGGAAUAUCAAACGAUGCGCGAGUGCAGCAAGCCGGGUGAGCUCUAUUCGAUUGACGUGAACAGCGUGAAUGCGGGCAUACCGUAUGCGGACAGUUUCAGUGUAUUGAUACACUUUUGUCUGGCGCGCACUGUGGACGAUCAUACCAUGCUGUCGGUGCACGCACAGAUCAAAUAUAAGAAAUCCAUAUGGGGCAUGGUCAAGGGCUUCAUCGAGAAGAAUACGUGGGCGGGUCUGGAGGACUUCUUUGGGGCGCAGCUGCAUGCGCUGCAGAGCGAAACGUGCAUACCGCCUGCCAAGGGCAAGGGACGGCGACCCAGACGUGGCACCUCGACACAGUCAAGGGGCGUGACGGAGGAGUCGAACAGCGGAGGCGCCUCACAGAGCUGCCUGCCCGACUCGAUGGACAACUGGGACUCAAAGCUGCAAAGUGGCGCAGCUGGUGGCCUGGCACAUGGAGCCGCUGGUGGCAGUGGCGGCGCCAGCGGCGGCAAGCAGCAGCAGUUAACCGCUCAGCAAUUGUUGCAGCAACAGCAGCAGCAGCAGUUGCUGGCURGCGGCCUGCAAGUGGGCCGAGAUAGAUUCCGGCAUCCCGGCCUGUCGCUGUUUGUUAUAUUGUUAAUGUGCUUGCUGCUGGCAUUAAAUGUGAUAUUAUUACUUAAGCUCUGGAAGCUGGAGGAACACAUUGACCUCGAUCUCAGCCGGCGGGCGCGCAUGCCCACCUUGGCGGCACUCAAGGAAUUGCCGAGUUCAAACCAAGAUUGGCUGGAACUAAUGCGACAGCAGGAGCUGUCGCACGAGUCGGAGCUACGCAAAUGGCAUCAGGUGCUUCAAACGGCCAUCGAGCUGCUGAAAAAGACUGAAAAGACUUUGGCUGAAGUCAUGAUACCCUAGCAGUCCUUUCAGCACAACACAAAACUCCACUCACAAACCCCAUAGAAAUUGAAGUUUAAGAAAAGUAAUUGAUCUAGCAGAAACAUUCGCUUAGUUCCUUUUGGUACUGAAAGAGCUAAGAAGAAGCGUGAGGCCACCAAAUAAUUGAAAUUGAAUUUCAAAAACAUUAGUCACAAAAUAUUAAGAGAAAGAGAGAGCGAUAGAGCGAAAUAUGUGUGUUAUUGUGUUAAGCCUUUUAGUUUCGUCCCUCAGUUAGGCUCUAUUUAGAUGUAUAUAUAAAUAUAUGUGUGUAUUUAAUAAUUAAUGAAUUUACAGUUUACUUAUAGUUAUACAUUUAGUUCAAAGCCUAAAUUCGUUUUUAGUCGGCUGCAUUUAUGUUUAAUUCAAUGUUGGGCAAAUGCUU